Messenger RNA from Salmo salar (Atlantic salmon), 8653 nucleotides. The record is from RefSeq and is a predicted model, not a curated record. Lineage: Eukaryota; Metazoa; Chordata; Actinopteri; Salmoniformes; Salmonidae.
UAAGAGAUCUAAAGGGGAGAGGAUAGGACAAAAAGUGAUAAUGAUGAAUACAUUGCAAAGUUUUUUUUUUGUCCCUGACGAGGGUGUCAGAUUGAACGGCCCGUGCGCAUGUGCGAAGGUGUCCAAACUGACAAUGCUUGUGAGAUGAAGAUAGUGUUGUUGCUGCUUCUGGGCUCACGGAGGACGAGAGGAAUCUACAAGCCGACAAGAUGAGAUCCAAGGCUAGGGCAAGAAAACUGGCCAAAAAUGACAUUGAGCCAGUGGACAGCAUGUACGAGACAGAGGCCCACCUCCCGGCAGGAGGGGUUGAUAGUGGGGAGGAGGAGACCGAGGAUAGCAUCAUGUCCCCCAUCUCCGUAGGACCCCUGUCCCCGCACCCCAACAACCACCACCACCAUCCCCACCACCAUCCCAGCCACCGUCAUCACCACGAGAUCCCCUUCACGCCCAGGGAAGGCUCGCCCUACAAGGUGCCCGGCGACAUUCCCGGCGACCUGGAGCUGCGCGAGUCCUCGGUGCCCGGAGCAGGCCUGGGGAUAUGGGCCAAAACCCGGAUCGGGAUGGGAGAGCACUUUGGACCUCACAGCGCACUGCAGAGUGCCACGGUCAAAGACAGCUCCUUCGGAUGGGAGCAGAUGCUGAAUGACCACGAGGUGAUGUCCUCUCCGGAGAGCUGCAUCAAAAAGGUGGUGGAUGAGAUGGGCAACAUCAAGUUCUGUCUGGACGAAGGCUCAGAGCCCGGUGGGAGCUGGCUCAAGUAUGUACGCACUGCCAUCUCCUUUGAGGAGCAGAACAUGGCGGCGUGUCACCUCAGCGGAGACCAGAUUGAUUAUAAAGCUAUUAGGGAUAUUGAAGUGGGGGAAGAGCUAUUGGUGUAUAUGAAGGAAGGAAUUUUCCCCGAGGGAUCGAUGGCACCAAAGCUAGAAGACAAACAGAUGUACCGCUGUGAGGACUGUGAGGAGCUGUUCACCUCGGCCCUGGAUCUGCAGCGGCACCAGAAGUACUGCUGCGCAGGGUCCUUGUCCGACACUCUCAGCAACGAGGACUUCAAGCAGGACUGUGACGACAGCGACCACGAGUCUGUCCACGAGUGCAAGGACUGCGAGAAGAUCUUCCCCGACGAGUACAGUCUGGACACACACAUGAUUGUGCACACAGAGGAGCGAGAGUACAAGUGUGACCAGUGUCCCAAGGCCUUCAACUGGAAGUCCAACCUCAUCCGCCACCAGGUGUCCCACGACAGCGGCAAGCACUUCGAGUGUGAAAACUGCGAUAAGGUACAGCACACCCGGCACGUGUUCACGGACCCUAGCAACCUGCAGCGCCACAUCCGCUCGCAGCACAUAGGGGCGCGCACUCACACCUGCCCCGAGUGUGGCAAGACCUUCGCCACCUCCUCGGGCCUCAAGCAGCACAAGCACAUUCACAGUAGUGUCAAGCCCUUCAUCUGCCCGUGUGGGCUGUGUGUCUCCCCAGGCGAGGUGUGCCACAAGUCCUACACGCAGUUCUCCAACCUGUGCCGCCACAAGCGUAUGCACGCCGACUGCCGCACCCAGAUCAAGUGCAAAGACUGUGGCCAGAUGUUCAGCACUACUUCCUCCCUCAACAAGCACCGGCGCUUUUGUGAGGGCAAGAACCAUUAUGGCACUGCCGGGGGCCUGUUUGCUCCCGGCAUCCCCAUGAUAAGCCCCAUCCUUGCCAAGUCCAGUUCCCAUCCCCACCACCACCAACCGGGACUCAACCACUCAGGUCUGGCCUUCCCUGACUACUUCCCCUCCCGGCCCCAUCUUCACGCCAGCCUAUCCUUCUCCCCCGGGCCGCAUGGCUUCCCCUCGCUCUCCCAUGGCUUCCCGGGUCUCUUCGUCCCCUCGCUCUUCCCCCGACCGCCCUUACUGCCCCCCAGCCCUUUUCUGAAGAGCCCCCUGGGCAAGAACAGUAACAACGGUGGGAGCCGGGAGGGCAAGCUGCCUCACAGCCCCCUGGACGGGACUCCACUGUCUCUGAUCAGCUCCAUCAACAACAACAACGGAGGAAAUAGUCUCCUCGGCAGUCAGGAGAGGGAGGACAAAGAGAGGCUGGAGCUGGCGUACAGAGAAGUCAAGGCCAAAGCCAAGAUGUCGGAGGUGUCGGACGGCAGCGACCUGGAGGAAGUCAUCACCACCAGCGGCACCGACCUGAACACCACCACCGGCACCGCCUCGUGUUCAGAGUUAGACAGCGACGCUGAGAGUGAGUGGGAACAACGGGAGCGGAUCAGCGGCACAAAGAGAAGGAAGGAGGCAGGCGUUAGAGGGAUGGUGGGGACAGAUAGGGUGGGUCAGGAUGGGCGGCCGGACAACGUGAGCAGCGGCUCAGUGUCGGCGGUGUCCAGCUCGGUCAACCUGGCUUGCGAGCAGCCCUCCUUCCUCUCGGUCGCCUCCCAGCACUCCUUCUUUCCGCAUCCGGACGAGCAGGCACUGCCCCCCACAGGGGCCACCACUGCCACCGACUCCAUCAAGGCCAUCGCUUCCAUCGCCGAGAAGUACUUUGGCCCUGCGCUCAUGGGCCUGCAAGAGAAGAAUAUGGGCUCGCUGCCCUGCCAAUCCAUGUUCCCUUUCCAGUUCCUACCCAACUUCCCUCACUCCCUCUAUCCCUUCACCGAGCGGGCCGGUGCCCUCAACCCCGGCAUGUUCUUCAAGGCUGAGCCUAAGUCGCCUCGUGCGCAACAUCCGCCACCCCACAAAAUGGCUGUCUCUCGCACUGGAGAGCCAUCGCCCUUCGACCUCACCACCAAGCCAAAGAAGGCCAAGCCGAAACUCCCGGCCCCCGCCAAGUUGACCCCACCCAGCGGUAGCAGCAACACCCCCCUCAUUCUCCCGGGGGAUGAGGAGCAGCCACUGGACCUCAGCAUCGGCAGCCACAGACGGGAUGUGCAAAACGGGGUAGUGGCCCCUGAGCAGCCGUCCAGCCGCAAGAACCAACGCAAGAAGGAGCACCCCGGCAGCCACCCGCACCAACACACCCAGCACCCACCGGGCCACCCCCUCCACCAGCCCCUGCUGUCACAGCACCAGCAGCCCCUGGCCCAGCCGCCCCAGCAGCAGCCCUCCCUGCAUUACACCAAGCCCUCGCCCUUCUUCAUGGACCCAAUAUACAGCAGGGUGGAAAAGAGGAAGUUACUGGACCCUGUAGGAGCUUUGAAGGAGAAGUUCCUGAGGGCCAAUUCGCUUCUCUUCCAUCCACAGCUACAGUAUCUUUACCAUGGUACACCUUCUUUACCUCAGAUGUCAGCCAUGGAGAGCAUGACGGAGAAGCUGGAGAGCUUUGGCGCCCUCAAACUGGAUGCCCCGCCCAACUUGCUGCAGCACUCGGCCCACCCACUCUUCAACUUCCGCUCGCCGCCGCCCUCCCUCUCCGACGCCAUCCUCCGCAAAGGCAAGGAGCGCUACACCUGCAGGUACUGUGGGAAGAUCUUCCCCAGGUCAGCUAAUCUUACCAGGCACUUACGGACACACACAGGGGAGCAGCCCUACAGGUGUAAAUACUGUGACCGCUCGUUCAGCAUCUCCUCCAACCUCCAGCGGCACGUACGCAACAUCCACAACAAGGAGAAGCCCUUCAAGUGUCCCCUGUGCAACCGCUGUUUCGGCCAGCAGACCAACUUGGACCGUCACCUAAAGAAGCAUGAGCACGAGAACCUGCCCGUGAGUCAACACUCCGGGAUCCUCUCCAACCUAGGAAACAACAUUUCCUCUCCCGACUCCAAUGCACUUUUAGAUGAGAAAGAGGACUCUUACUUCUCAGAAAUCCGCAACUUCAUUUCCAACAGCGAGAUGAACCAGGCAUCCAGCUCCACAGACAAGAGGUCAGAACUUACGGAGGAGGAGCGUCUGUCGAGCCACGGCCUGUCCAGCUACCGGGGGCUAGAGGAGGAGGAGGCGGAGGGAGAUGAUGAAGAGGAGGAAGAAGGCAGCCUGACGGAGAAAUCUCAGGACGAAGCGCCCGAAUCCCCCUCCCCGAUCACCAUGGUCACACCGGGGGCGUACGAAGACGAAGAGGAGGAGGAAGCGGAGGAAGAGGAGGAAGCCACACCGUUGGCUAUAAGCUACGAACACACCCGCAGGUGUAUAGAGGAGGACGGUGGGCUGUUAGACCUGGAGGCCCUACCCAGCUUCCCCAACUGUCUGGACCUGCAUAAGGCCAACAACGGCGAGGAGCCCCCCUUUGAUGUUAAAGUCAUUUUUAACACCGCCUCACUCGAGUCAGAAGCCCUGAAAGAGACUCUGUACAGACAUGCUAAAACUCAGGCUUAUGCAAUGAUGCUUUCUCUGUCGGAGAACAACCCUUUGCGUGCAUCCUCCCAGAACUCACUGGAUGCCUGGCUGAGCAUGGGAGGUGGCCCGUCCGAGACGAGCAGCUUUUACCCACUCAGCCACAUCUAAGAGAGUUAGGAGGAGGGAUGAAGCCUACUGCGGAGGAGAACUCAACAUCACAUAGUCCUGGCCUGAGAAGAGAGAGGAUUUGUGGCUCCUGCCCUUCUGUGUGUGUGUGUGUGUGUGUGUGUGUGUGUGUGUGUGUGUGUGUGUGUGUGUGUGUGUGUGUGUGUGUGUGUGUGUGUGUGUGUGUGUGUGUGUGUGUGUGUGUGUGUGUGUGUGUGUGUGUGUGUGUUUAUGUGCAUUGAUUUGUGCAUGCCCACGUUAGUGCGUGUGUUUGUGCGUGUGAGUGUGUACGAGGGGCCUCUCAGAUAGACACUCGCAGGCAGAGAUCAAGGUAGCACUGCUCCGCCCCUGUAGAGGGGUGAAGGACAUCCCAGGAAGGACCACCCCACUCCAUUCCAGCGAAGCCCUCUAGUUGAACUCUCAGAGACAGUCAAGUUUGAGUAUGCCACUGCAUUACUAGGGGAGCAAAACGUCUAUUCUUCACAGUCUACCAGAGCAAUUUCUCAAUAGCUUCAUAUAGUGUGACAGUAGGUUUGGAAUAUGUGCAUUGCAGGUCCGCUCUUCUCACUCGGUGGGAGGAGCAAAAGUAUCAACACAUAAUAGGGGUGUACUAGCGCGUUCACCCAAAGAACCCCCCCAUCCUCCCCAUCUUAUCAAAUGACUUCACACUCUUCAUUCCUGUUUGAAAUCAGUAAUACCACAAUGCUAAAUGUUACAGCAGGAAACGGCACUCUGGUUUAUAAAGAAAGUACAGGACGAUGAUGUCAUGGAGAUUGACCCAUCCCCAACAUAUAAUGUGCAUUGCAGAGGACAAAGUCUCGACUUCAACAGUUAUCUGGGUUUUAAAUUGACGUCCAUUGGUUAGAGUAGGGGAAAACGUAUUUUCCCCUCUUUUGAUCCUUUGUAAACUUGAUUCCAUUUUGUGUUUUGCUUUUUGAUAAACAGUAUUGUCUCUUUUUAGGCACCUCCAUGAUCAAAUGUUUAUAUAAAUAUAUAAAUAGUGAAGGACCAAAAUUGUAUGAUAUUGUUGUAUGAUGUACAAAAUAACCUGGAUGUUCAUAGCAAGAGUGGUAUGUGCCAAAUAACUUGUAGAUAAGGUUUUGUUCUUUGACAAGCAUUUAUUUUUCAAGGGGUUUUCAUAGCUGUCAAAGUUGAUGUGAUUACCUUCUUCUAUAUUUCAUUUAAAGACUUGUGGAUUCUAUUUAUUUGGGUAAACAUUUUGGGGUCACAAUUGGAGACAAGUGACAAAUGAAAAAGUUUUUUUUCUCUCUCUCUUUUACUUGUUGCUGAAGGAAUGAAAUUGAAUCGAAAUGCAAGUGAGAUUGUGAGUCUCAGUUUCAAUGCUUUUUUGUGUAAAGACCAGUGUGCCAAAUUGGAAAGAAACCAUGAAAUCAGAUGCUUUUAUUUAUAGUGACAUGGUAGUUCUAGAUUGUUUAGAUCAGUGGUUCCCAACCAGGGGUACUAGGACCCCUGGGGGGUACUUGGUCUAUCCACAGGGGGUACUUGAGAAGACCACGGGCCUACUGGUAAAAUGCACAUGAGGGGGUACUUCAGGGGUACUCCGGGCAGAGCAAAAUUCAGUUGGUAGUACAAUAACUGGAAAAGGUUGGGAACCACUGAUUUAGAUCAUGUUUGCAAUGUUGUGUCUAUCGUGAGGUUUGAUGAUUCUUGCUUCAGUUGAACUAUUUCAACCAGUAUGCUGAGUGUUUUGUGUUCAAGGUGAUUGAAUUCUUACUUUGGCUAUUUUGGAAAUUGCAGCCUUUACUUUGAUUGUCAGGUGAUUUGGAUGCCAGGGCAUUGUAUUGUUAGCUUGUAAUUGAUCCUAAGUUUGAGCAAAUCAGUUUUACUCUACAAUAAAUCCCAUCAACAUGUUAACUUAAUCAGUUUAUCAGUGCUCCGAUUCUGCAUCAGUGGUUUCAUUUUGUAGGAAUUGUUCUUUUUAAAUGUGACCAUGUGGUUUUAGAAAGAACAUCUCAGAAUGCCCCAUCAUAGAUAAAAUAGACUUUGUUUGUCAGACAGUGUCCAACUACAGUGUACCAUGCCAUCAUAUUUCCCCUCUUUAGUUGAAGGGUCUGUGCUAUACGGAAUCCUUGAGACAUCCCUACACCAUUGAAAUUGAAAUGUAAAAUGGUUAAGGUAAGGGUUAAGGUUAGGGUUAGGUAAGGGUUAUGGUUAUAGGUUAAGGUAGAAGUUAGGGUUUAGGGUAUGGACGUCCCAAAGAUUCCGGAUAGCACUGACCUUACUUGAAGUAGCUUUACUCUCAGGGUCAAAUGGUUCUGUAAGUAGUAUUGAUUCUAGUGACUUGCCUAGUUAAAUAAAUAAAUGUAAAUAGCUAGAUGGUUCACCCCUUACUUCAGCUGUGUCUGAGAUUUAUUUAUUGUCUGUAAGGGGUUUUAACACCCAGCAUAACACAUUUACUGUACUGUGAGGAGUAAACCUGACUGGCCUCACUUAAAAUAAUGAUGACCUUGGAAAAAAAAUCUAGAUCUAACUGAAGCACUGUAAUCAUUUGUUUAGUCAUCAGGUGGCAGGGUGAUACUAGUUUUGCGGCAUAAAGCCUCUUAAGGAUCCGCCCCUUUAAAAAAUAUGUUGCCUAAAAUUACAUACCCAAAUCUAACUGCCUGUAGCUCAGGACCUGAAGUAAGGAUAUUCAUAUUCUUGAUACCAUUUGAAAGGAAACACUUUGAAGUUCGUGGAAAUGUACUACUGUAAUAAGUGUGCGCUGUUAUGGAUCCACAUUGAAGUCAAAGAUCACAUUGCCAGCUUUUGAAAGGAUCUGGCAAUAUUGGUCCCAAACUGAUAACUUCAGAAUCCGGUUGCUGUUCUUUCCCCAUUGUUACAGGAAAAAGUAAAAAAUAAUAUGGUUUAUUUUUAACUGUAUAGACUGGUUGUUUGUUCAGCAAUAAAACCGCUGUGUUCGUAACUAUGGGGCCAAACAGGGGAUGGCUUAGAUUGUUGACAACAUGUAAACUAUAUGUCAUCUCCAAUGUUUAUUGAAAACAUAAAUAAAUUUGUACAAUGAGCAAUUGUUGUCUCUCAAAUACAUAGUUACAGUUGUUGGUUAGCUAGCUAGCAAAUUUUUGGCCAUAUUAACAUAGAAGUGACAUCAUCAAAACACCUCAAAACAAAGACAUGGUAUCAAGAACAAUGUAAAACUAGCUGAAACGAGUCGCCCACGAUUCACCACGUCAGCUUCUUGUCAUUGUUGCUAGCUAGCUAUGUGGCCAUCCAGAAUCACAACACACAGAUGUCUUCCCCAUUGAAGUGCGCUCAUCGUUUUCAUUAUGUUUUCAGCUAACCAGUCUAUAGUAUUUUGACAAACAAUGUUGCAUUAAGUCCGAAAAAUUCUAUGAAAAAAAAUAGGUUUAAAUGGAUGGUGCUCGUUUCAUUUGAAUCUGAGUUGUAUCACCUGUUAUGUUUAUAAAAAAUAUAUAUUGUGCAUGACGUGUUUAGCAGUCAUAAUGAUGUCCAUUUGUGAAAUGUGUAUCUUAAAUUUCAAAAUGAAAUGUAAAAAAAAAUGAAUCCGUAGAUGCACUUAUUGUACGUGGUUGGGUUAGUAGGUUUGACUUCAAACCCUUACAAAUGUAUUGGGCAGGUGGUUCUUAAAUGAUUACACAAAAGCUUGUGGCAGAGAGAUGUAAUAAAAAAGAUGAAAGGAUUGUAGAAUAAUGUUGAACAAUUCUGAAAUUGCAGUUUUUUUAAUGCUUGUGAUUAUUGAAGAAAUGUAAUGGAAAUGAUAUGAUUCUGAUGUUAAUUCUGUAGAAUAGAAAUGUAUACCAAAUGUAAUCUUUCCAAUGUUAUGAAGAAUUUAUACAUGAAAUUGAUAUGCAAUAAAACCUGUGUGCUUUUUAUAUGAAAUGUCCCUUGCAUUUGUCAUGUAGCCUUCAAUGAACCUCAAAUGACCCAAUUUGUCUCGACUUCCGCCGAAGUCGGUCCCUCUCCUUGUUCGGGCGGUGUUCGGCGGUCGACGUCACCAACCUUCUAGCCAUCACUGAUCCAUUUUUCAUUUUUCCAUUGGUUUUGUCUUGUCUUCCUUCACACCUGGUUCCCAUCAAUAACAUGUUGUGUAUUUAACCCUCUGUUUCCCCUCAUGUCCUUGUCGGAGAAUGUUUGAUUGUAAUGUUUGUGUAUUAUGGGUUGGUGCGCGACGGGUUUUGUACCCACUUUUUUAUUAUUUUGUCAUUUUGGUUUUGGAGUUUUGUGAUGCACUGAUUAAACAACUCCGUUUAUACCAA